AUGGGUAACCUGCCGGUUGCCCACAUCGAGCCAGCGAGACCCUUCGCUCGCACAGGAGUGGACUAUGCCGGCCCGUUCUCGAUCAAGGCAUCGGCUGGACAAGGGAUCAAGACUUCGAAGGGGUAUCUUACAGUCUUCGUCUGCAUGUGCACAAAGGCGGUGUAUCUGGAGUUUGUGGGUGACCUGACCAGUGCCUCCUUCCUGGGAGCAUUGCAUCGCUUUGCGGCGCGGAAAACGACGCCUUGCGAAAUAUGGUCGGAUAACGCUACAACAUUUCACUGUGCGGACGCGGAGUUACGAAUCAUGUUCCGCGAGGCCGGUCUGGAAUGGGACCAAGUUACCCGCCACCUGGCCGCCUCUGGAAUUUCCUGGAACUUUAUACCACCUGGUGCGCCACAUUUCGGUGGCUUGUGGGAGGCAGCCGUUAAGUCUGCGAAGUCCCACCUAAAGAAGACUAUCGGGCAGCGCACCCUGACUUUCGAGGAAAUGUCGACUCUGAUUGCAAGGGUUGAGUCUUGUCUGAACUCGCGACCACUGUCACCACUGUCUGGCGAGAUAGACGAUCUUCAAGCACUGACCCCUUGGCAUCUGGUCACCGGAUUUGCCCCAACAGCAAUGCAUGAGCCAGAGUUCGAGCCAAGAGAGAACUUGGACCGAAUGACACAUUGGCGCCUUAUAAAGGGUAUGCGUAACCAGUUCUGGAUGCGAUGGUCACGGGACUACCUGCACACCCUUCAACAACGAACCAAGUGGCGACAGCCGCAGCCAAACAUCGAGGUCGGCGACCUCGUAGUCAUAAUGGACACAUCGCUCAAUCGGCAGGGUCGUUGGCCACUCGGCAGAAUCACCGCCGUUCACCCAGGGGCCGACGGUCAGGUGCGGGUAGCGACAAUCAAAAUGGCUUGCGGCAAUUUUGAUCGUCCCAUAGUCAAGCUGUGCAGACUGCCACCAAGUAUGUAG
Messenger RNA from Neodiprion virginianus, 960 nucleotides. RefSeq lists its product as uncharacterized. The coding region runs from base 1 to 960 and encodes 319 amino acids. Gene Ontology annotation, molecular function: nucleic acid binding. Lineage: Eukaryota; Metazoa; Arthropoda; Insecta; Hymenoptera; Diprionidae. Gene Ontology annotation, biological process: DNA integration. The record is from RefSeq and is a predicted model, not a curated record. The transcript has a single exon.